Miscanthus lutarioriparius is the source of this 894-nucleotide messenger RNA. The record is from the annotation of a GenBank genome assembly. NCBI's taxonomy places the organism in Eukaryota, Viridiplantae, Streptophyta, Magnoliopsida, Poales, Poaceae.
AUGUUGCUCUCCAGUUGCAAGAUGCAGCUGGCUGCACGCCCGCACCCAAAGAAACUGAAUGCUGACGCAGUUGACUUCUCAGGGAUGGUGGAUGACGAGUUCCUUGAGAGAUUGAGCAUAGAGAAGGGCACGAGAAAGGUCAUAAACCAUGAGGAGAGGGGACAGGUCUUGCGUGCCAUGGAUGGGUGCAGCUACAAGGCUGCAGCUGGAGGCUCCCUGUCCAAUUCGCUUGUGGCGCUGGCAAGGCUUGGUAGUAGCCAGUCUGCUGGCUACCCUGAGCUUAAAAUUGCGAUGGCCGGCAGUGUGGGCAGUGACCCACUAGGUAGUUUCUACAGGUUUGCAGCUGAUCCUGAUAUCCUAUUUCUGCACAAGCCUUUAGAGUAUUGGCUGAUAUCAUGCAUUUUGUUCAAUCACGCUUUUAGGGCAAGUUGCGCCGUGCUAAUGUGCACUUCUUGUCUAAGCCGGGAUAUUGUAGGAAACUAUGCAGAUAUGCUGUUUGCCAACGCCAAUGGAGCAAGGGCCUUCUGCGAGCUACCCUCAACAGACAGCCCCAUGUCAGCCACAAGAUACUUAAGCCACUCCGUUCCCCUAGUAUCUGUGACUGACGGCAUGCAUGGCUCCUACAUUGGGGUGAAAGGUGAAGCAAUAUACAUCCCUCCACCAUCCUGCAUACCAGUGGACACUUGUGGCGCUGGCGACGCAUACGCUUCUGGUAUUCUGUAUGGCAUCCUCCGGGGUGCUUCCGACCUGAAAGGCAUAGGACUACUGGCCUCGCGGGUAGCUGCUGUCGUCAUCGGGCAGCAAGGCACACGCCUGCGGGUUCAGGACGCCGACGGACUGGCUGAAUCGUUUGCGCAUCACCUGGAUAGCUUGGAGUUCUGCUCAGAUGUUUGA